UAUAUCCAUAGAAUAUUUAUUUUCUGUUUACGGGAAAGUAAAAUCCAAUUGCUUCACUAGUUCCACAAACUCGAGCGUCUACUUAUCUGUCGGAUUUUCCAAAUCGCUUGUAUACGACCGGGGUCACCAAGAAGAGUUGAUUCACACAAAAGACUAUUAUUUGUCAGUCGUUCUUGUAAACCACAACAUGUUGUGGUUAGCAGUGCUGUGCUCUUGUGUUAUUUUCAUCAAUGGCCAAUAUGAAGUACCUGAAGCUAGGGUGGAAGUUUUUCAGCCACGAGGUUUCAGAGUGUCAAUUCCAGACGAAGACGGUAUCAAGUUGUUUGCUUUCCACGGAAAAAUUAAUGAGGAAUUCGAUGGCAGGGAAGCUGGUACUUUCGCUAGGGACAUUCUCAAACCGAGAAACGGGAGAUGGACGUUCACUGACAAAACAACAAAACUCAAACAAGGAGACGUGAUAUACUAUUGGACAUAUGUUGAUUAUUUUGAUGGCCAGAAUAAACUUGGAUAUGCCAGAGAUGACCAAAGCUACGUUGUGAAUAAUUUUGACUCGAAUCCAGACCUACCCAAAAUUGACAUAAGGAAUCCUGAUUUCUGCAGAGUAACAGAUACACAAAGUAGCCUUGAAAAAGUUUGUCAAGGUCAGGUGAUAUUUCAGGACGAUUUCUCGACGAAGACCCUCAAAAGUGUAUUUUGGACUCCAGAACAGAGAUUUGCUCAGGGACCGGAUUACGAGUUUGUGAUGUACAUGAAUACUCCUGAGACUCUACAAGUGACUGAUGGAGUAGUUAGGAUAAAACCUCUACUGAGUGAAGAUGUUUUUGGACAUGAUUUUGUUCACUCUAAAAAUGGAUUCAAAUUUGGCGAAAAUUGUACUGACGUAGCUGGAUCUCCAGGAUGCAGCAGAGAAUACGACGGAUUUCUUCUGCCACCAGUUGUGUCAGCACAGAUAACGACAAAACAGAAAUUCGCAUUCAAGUACGGAAAAAUUGAAAUUCGUGCCAAACUUCCCAAAGGAGACUGGAUAUAUCCCGAGUUGUACCUGACUCCGCUUUCGGAAAUAUACGGGUCCAAUCUUCAAUCAGGCCAAAUACGGGUGGCAUUCGUGGCUGGAAAUCUGAAUGAGAACCACAUUUUGCACGGAGGAAUUACCCUUGGCGCUACCCCUGCAGCUAGAGCAUAUGGUGAUAGAACUACGGAACGCAGAUCUCAUUGGUCAGACGAUUUUCAUACAUUUACAGUCAAUUGGAAACCAAAUGGUAUAAGCGUUGGAGUGGAUAACAUGACAUAUGGUACAAUCUUCCCCCCAUCGAAGGGAUUCGCAGAACUUGGACCAUCCCUCAAAAUAAACACAACGAGAUGGAAGGAAGGCUCUGAGAUGGCUCCAUUUGAUCAGAUGAUGUAUAUAACCAUUGGCUUGGGUGUCGGUGGAGAAUCUUUUGAAGACAGAAAUGAUGGUACAAAACCAUGGCGCAGUAAAAACCGCAAUAUGGUGAAGACAUUUUACGAAGCCAAAAAAGAAUGGUGGAGUACGUGGAGUGAAAAAAGUGUUGUUGAAGUUGACUAUAUCAAAGUGUCCGCUUUGUGAGAGCUCUUCAUGAAUUUGUAUAUACUUAUGACCACUUCAGUUGUUAUUUUUUUACGAGAUAUACUUUUUUAUAAUAAAAAUUAUUUAAAACUGG
Molecule: messenger RNA, 1682 nt
Organism: Leptinotarsa decemlineata (Colorado potato beetle)
Lineage: Eukaryota; Metazoa; Arthropoda; Insecta; Coleoptera; Chrysomelidae
Product: beta-1,3-glucan-binding protein
Biological process (GO): carbohydrate metabolic process
Molecular function (GO): carbohydrate binding; hydrolase activity, hydrolyzing O-glycosyl compounds
Source: RefSeq, a predicted model, not a curated record